Neospora caninum is the source of this 1695-nucleotide messenger RNA. RefSeq lists its product as hypothetical. The transcript is spliced from 8 exons. Lineage: Eukaryota; Apicomplexa; Conoidasida; Eucoccidiorida; Sarcocystidae. Bases 1 to 1695 code for a protein of 564 amino acids. The record is from RefSeq and is a predicted model, not a curated record.
AUGCAACCUCGACAUCCCCUCGUCAAAGCAGUCAAUCAGACGACGGCACCGCAGCUCCCCGCCUACCUGCGGGAAUUUUCUCUGAAACAAAAAGACGCGAAAGAUCUCUGGAAGGCCAGGGCUGUGGCGAGCUCGCCCGUUCACCAGGCGCAUGCAACCGCCACUCUUGCAGCCAGGCGACCCUGGGCAGCGAGCGCUUCUUCCGGUUCGGUGCAUCCUACCCACAUGGAUGCGCCGCUCGUGGCGUCGACGGCUGCUGAUAUGGCACGUGCGCGCAGUGGAAACGAGGCUCUCUGGACGGCGCUGGAGCGGCGCGCCCUGCAGUUGCGACUGCUGUUUGAGCCGAAGGAGAUUUCUCUUUUUCUGGGCGCUCUGAGUCGAACGCGGCGAUUUCCACCCGAAGUCUUCAAAGCCUUUGCGCCCCUGGCCGCACAAAAAAUCGUUUACUUCAAUUCGACGCACCUCUGCAUGCUUCUCUCGGCGUAUGCAAAGAGCCGUGUGGCGCCUGGCCCAGAAUUCCUUUCCGCGGUGCGCCAGCAGCUGCUGCAUCGUUUGUCGCUCCGCGAAAUUCAAAGCCCGGUCGAGCUGGCCAUGCUUGUCAAUGCUCUUGUUAAAUUGAAGCUGUGCGAAGAUCGAAGUUUAGUCGAGAGUUUAGCGCAGCACGUUCGUCAGCGCCUCUCCGUCGAGGAGUUUCACGUGCGAGAACUCGCCGUCCUCGCCGCCGCCUUCGCUGCUGUCGGCUACUCGGAUCUCGCUCUCUUCAGCCACAUUGCCGACGCAGCAGUGGAGACGAUCAACGAGGCAACGCCUGUCGAGCUAGCUCGCAUGCUUCACGCGUUUUCCUCCGUGCAUGCGCCGUUGUCUCCCGGCGAGUGCGAUGGCCAGGCGGAACGCUGGGCGCAGAAUGAGAGGCGCCGCAAACAGCUGGAGGCGCUUCUGGAGGUUUGCGUUGCAUGCGCGCGAGAGAAAAUCGCCUUCAUGAGUGUCGAGGAACUGCUCCUCUCCGCAAACGCCGUCGGCCAGGCCUUUUCGGUGACAGCGUCCGCGGCCCUCCGCGAAGACGUCGCUGCGCUUCUCGCAAACAUGCGCCCCGGUGCCCAGCAAGAGGGAAAAAGCUCGCCACGCCGCUCGCUGGCUGAUGCACAAGUGGUAUCCGAGCAUUUUCGCCGCUCUCGCCUCCUUCGAUCUACCGGCGUCUUGCUCGUCUUCGUCUCUCUCUUCGACGCAUGCAGCCAGCGGCGUGGAGGACAGGAGGGCGAGACCGCCCCACGACGACGGAGACACUCCAGAAAGCGAGGCGGGCCCUCCGGAUCCAGGCAGUCGGGAGGAGACAGGCAUUUGUGGGGAAAUGGAGACUUCAGGGCGAGGCAUGCCUCCCCCAGCAGUCCAAAACCUGCUUCGACUUUUAGAGGCGUUUGUGGGGCUACGAGAUCCCGAGGAGAAGGAAGAAGAGCAUCUCUUCCUCCGCGGGCUCCAAGAAGCUGUUCUGCGAUGCCACGCGACAAUCGACAGUCUGGCGGCUUCGCAGUUUCUUCUUCUCCUCGAGGCUCUUCGCCUACCGGAAGAAGACGACCUCGUCCUGGUGAUGAAGGAGAAAAAACGGAAGACGUAAAUGGAGAGAAAACAGAAACGAGACCACGCCAGAACCAACAAGGAAGCAGACUGGCCUCUCGCUGUCCUUCCUCCUCGCCCUGA